AUGAGGUCUCUGGCGAGUGGAUUGGAUGACACGGAACAGGGGGUGCAGCAAAUGAAACAGCAGGACGCACUGGUGGUGAGAGAGACCUCGAGAGCAGCGGCGGCGCCAGACGGGCUGGCGGGACGUUUGCACAGCGCAGGCCGCCCGGAUGUCGACUGUGGGUCUGAUGUGUUGUGGGAGUGCCCGUCAGUGUUGAUUCAGCUGCAACACGUUGUGACUGGGUUUUGCCGUGUUCCAGGGACGGCAGCUGACGACACGUCCGACUUCCAUCUGUCGCCGCACAAGAGCGAGCCAGUUGUGCGGUUCGUCGACGAGUCAUACGUGGUUACGUGUGUCAGCCGCGGCGGCGAGCAGAUGAGCUGGCUGGGGCCCGACAAGGGCCGCAUCUACGAGAAGGGAAGGGUACAUGUUGAAGGUGGAAAGGAGACACUGUCACUUGUGUUCUCCAGAAUUGAGAAGAAGGACAAAGGAAAAUACACAUGUGUCUCUCGCAUACAGGGACAAGAACGUUCCUUACACUUCGAGCUGUUUGUCUACACACCCAUACAUUUUGAAGACACACCAGAGAUUCAAGAAGUGAAAGAGAAAUCAAAUGCCUUGGUAAAAUGUGAAGUUCAAGGAGAUCCUGAACCAACUAUCAAGUGGGAGGUUAAUGGAACUUCAGUAGAUGGUAUCCCAAGAUAUGAAGUUGGAGGAGAUGGACUGUUCAUUAGUAAUGUUACACUGGAUGACCGUGGCUAUUAUCAGUGUCAAGCUUUCCAACUCUCACCACAUAUCUCAAACAUGCAGCAAAAGACAAUUUUUGUCAAAGUUCUUCAUGAACCAAAAGAAAAGAAUAAGAAAGAUACAGCAUACGGUUUCAUCAAUGGAACAAAAAAUCUGACAUGUGAGGUUGUAGCUGAACCUCCCCCUGUGUUCAGAUGGAUGAAAGAUGAUGUCACAAUCAAUGAAGAUGAAAACAUAACUAUAAUCAGUGAUAAUGACACAAGUGUACUGCAGUUGGUGAUACACAAUGCAAGUUCCUUUGGUGAAUACAAAUGCAUUGCUACAAAUAAUUUCGGUAGCCGGGAACAAACAAUCCGCCUAAAGCAAGGAAAUAAGCCAGAAGUUCCAACAUUUAGCAUUAAGGAACAUACUGAUGAUACCAUUGUUUUGGAUAUUACUGCACCAGAUGCUGGGGAUUUGAAGAUACUUUCAUACCGUGUUGAGUACAUUCUAGUGCAGCAAGGAGCUUUGGCAAACUGGAAUAAUGCUAAUGUUGUGGAAUUGGAAGCUCCACCAUACAAAAUAGAGGGACUCAUGCAGGAUACAAAGUAUACUGUAAGGUUGGCUGCCAGAAAUGAAGCAGGUCUGAGCGACUACACCAAAGAGCAUUCUGUAACAACAGUCUCCAGAAAAACUCUGCUUUCAUCAAGUUCUGCACGAAGUAUGCAUUUAGUGGACAUCUCCUCAUAUCUCCUGGUGCUUUGUCACUUUCUUUCCAGAGUUGGCAUAUUUAUGAACAUUUUUAUUCAGCUGUGAACAUUCCCCCAGGUGUUCAUAUGUGAUAUGUGAGAAAAAAAUUCGAGUGUGGCACUAUAAUGUUGAAAUAGGGAAGUAAGCUGGUAAAGAUAAAGAUGUUUCUGUACUGCAGAGUUUCACUGUUGAAUAAUAUUUGAUGAUUAAUUCCUGAAACUCAAUGAUGGCAGUGUUUCAGUUUUUGUAGCGGUAAUUGGUUUCACUAGUAAAAAACUCAGCUCUACACUUUAAUUUCCUUAGGAUUUAAAUAAUGAUCUAUCUCUUUCUCUUAUUUAUUUUAAAAAGGCAGCUAAAAUUGUGAUGUUGGAUAGUUCUAAAAUGAAAAUUAAAAUUGUGAAGUUAUGGUAUAAAACUGACCACUGCAGCAAAUAAAAGACUGCACUAAAAUCAAGAAUUUUUCAUAGAUUUACACUCUUAUGAGGAAAAAAUCACACAUUUUUCUCCUAGUGUGACUUCAUUCUUUUUCUUUAAUUGUGCAAAUUGUGCUCUUCAUUGAGGUUCUGUACUCAAUUAUUUUAUUGACAUCAGUUCUCUAUAAUGAUGAAAGUGGAAAUGCACUUAAUUUCAUCUUGUGUCUUGCUUUAGCUACGGUUUAACAUGUGCCAAAUGCAAAUAAUUUGUUGAAGAAAGAAAUUUAUGAUGUUAUUUGAAAAAAAAUUAAAUGAGAGGGACUAACACUUCUUCAUUUAUUUUGUACCAUAAAAUUUUGUCUGUAAAAAUUAAUUAAAGAAGAAUUUAUUUACCAAAGGUACUGCUUGUAAGUAAACUCAUAUUUAAAUUAGACAUUCAAAUACAUUUUGUUUGUCUAUAAAAUUUAGUGUUUGAUUCUGAAGUUUUGAUUGAUGCUAUCUUUAAGUAUUUGUGCUGUGAUUAGACAAGAUAUACAUUAUUAUUCACUGUAAAUGUCUGUAACAUUUCAGUUUUCUUAUAUUAUGAAACUUACCUUGAUGUAUCCAGAGAAGCAGAAAUAGAUCUCUGAGAUAGGGGGAACAUUUUCCAUUCUUUUAAUAAGUUAAGUCUCUGAAUUUAUUUAUAAUCUGAUUCAUACUCCCAAAUGGACCUUACACUGUGGCGCUCCCAGAGUUUAUUCAUAUUUACAAGAUUUGAAGAUCAGAGAUCAGACAUCAAUUUCCUAAAGCACUAAAACACACUUCACAAGAAAAACUGAAAAAAAAGGUCAUGGCACCUUUAAAGAUUAGAAGAUUCCAGAACUCGUUAAGUACCAAAAAUUUAUACUUAACAAAUUUGUCUGUAACUCAACAUGCUGCAAAACAGAUUGUAAUCAAAAUAUUGCUGGUUCAAAUCUGAGUAGCAUCAAACUUUUCUUUUACUUCUUAAAAAUUCCAUACCUAUUAACAAAGGGAAAUGAUAAUUAACAAAUACUGAAUCAUAAAUUUCAAUAAAAGCAACAUUUUGUUUCUUUUUAAUUACCAUUUGCAUGAAAAUGUGAGCAUUCAGAAUAAAUUAAAAUCUGGCACAAAAAUGAGAAAGAUCAAAUUUUUUUUUUAAUUUCUAAGGGAUGAACAGUGUUUUUAAUGGAUACAUUUUUUUCAUUUAAAAAGAAAGCAGAUCUGUAUCAAAUUUUAGUUUAUUUUCACAUGAUUAGUAAUUAAAAAGAUAUGACAAGUAAUUAAUAGAAAAAUGUUACUUUAUUAAAAAUUUGUAAAUCAAUAUUUGUUUAUUAACAUUUCUGUAUGAUAACAAAUAUGAAAUUGUAAAGCAGUAAAAAAGUAUUAUGCUAAUAGGAAGAUAGUGGCUUCACGAUUACAGUCCAACUAUACAUUGUGUUUUCUUUCCCUACUGAAGAAUUUGUUAACACAUUACAAGUAUUUUGUAUUUAACAGCACUCAGAAAUCUUCUAAUCUUGAAAGGUAAUUUUGUGAGGUUUUUUUUUUUUUAUUGGAAUUGUGCCAUACUUCUUUAGGAAACUGACAUCCAGGCACUGAACCUCAACUCAUAUAAGUAUGAACAAAAUUGGAGAAUCACCUUUGUCAGACCAUGUGAAACUAGUUUAACUAUAUAAGCACAGGGAAAGUUAUGUAGAUAUUAAGAAAUGUUGAAUGUGUUCCUGUGCAUAUGCUUGCAUAUACUAUCUGCUUUGAUGUAUAUUUUAAAUGAGUGAAAUGAUAUACCUGAUUCAACAGGUGAGCUAGAGGCAAAUGGAUGUACAUUAAAAUUUCUGCAGUUUACAGUGUCCAUGUUUGUUCUGAUCAGAAAUUUUAUGUGUGAGUAAUGCCAUAUGGAAAGCAAAUAUAUCAUCUUGUGUGUUAUACUUAACACACCAAAAGGGCACUAAAAGAUAGUUUCAGUUUGUCUCACAUUUUAUGGAAAAAUAACAUUGAUGUUGCAGUGAUUGCCUAUUAUUAUUGUUAAAUGGUGUAUAUAGAUUAUAUAUAAAUGAAUAUAAUACUUAAUUUAUUAUCAAGUCAGAGUCAACUGUCUGCUGCAUUUACAUGGCAAAGAGCAUCCACUCAAUAUUUGUUGUUUAGUUAACAACUGUUUUCCAUCAUACAAAAAGGAAGGAUGAUGUCAGAAAUUAAACAGUUCUUAUGCUAUUGUACUAUCUGUGAUCAUAGAGAAAUGAAGUAAAUACUAAAAAAGUUCUAAAUUACAGUACAUUAAUUCAUUCACAAAUCUGAAAAGAUGGUAAAUUUUGAAACAGAUAAGCAUCUUCUCUCACAAAACACAUUUAGCAUUUAUAUUUUCUGUGUCUCGAAAUAAUAUAGAUACAGUCAGUUAUGUCUCUGAACAAAAUAACAAACAGCAAAUUUUAUAUCAGGUUGUGUUUUCUUUUCUGAAAUCUGUUUUCAUCAGUACUGUUUUACUUGUGUCUAAAUCAAUAGCAUUUAAAAAUAAUACUGUAUAUUCACAGCAUUUUUGAGCAUUUCAUCGAAUUCAUAAACUUUAUAUGUUCACAGUUCUUCCAAAAAAUUUAAUUUUAAGAAUAUAUAUUGUUAUAAAUAAACUGGUAUUCUGGUAUUCAUAGAACUGAAACAUGUACUAAUGUUCUCUAUAUCACAGGGAAGUGUAAAAAUUCCUAGAUGACAGGUUGUGCAAUUGCUCACAAUUUUCAACACAUUGCUUUAUUCAGUCAAAAAGUUUUAAGUAUUUAUAACUAUCUUAAGUAAUCUUAAAACGUAUGUAGCAAACAGUUUAACAAAAAUCUGAGGAAUUAUUUCUUCCAUGAUCAUUCCAUUACUGUUGAAUUUGUAAAAUAUAUAAGAAUAACUCUUUAUUUUUUAACUGUAAAUAUUGUAAAAAAUCUGCAGUCCUUCUUUGCCUUAUUGUUUAAUGUCCAUUUAUGAAUAAAUAUGUUUGGAUAAUA
Messenger RNA from Schistocerca piceifrons (Central American locust), 4843 nucleotides. Its product is annotated as neural cell adhesion molecule 1-B-like. Bases 1 to 1521 code for a protein of 506 amino acids. The record is from RefSeq and is a predicted model, not a curated record. Lineage: Eukaryota; Metazoa; Arthropoda; Insecta; Orthoptera; Acrididae. Gene Ontology annotation, cellular component: membrane. The transcript has 8 exons. Gene Ontology annotation, molecular function: protein binding. Gene Ontology annotation, biological process: cell-cell adhesion.